CUGAAGAGGAAGGAGACGUGUUGCUCUUAAAGGAGAAACGACUGCGGUGCGCGGAAGGUGGGCCCGGUCCUUACACCAUUGUCCGGCCCACGCCUGGCAGCGGCGCAGGCAUCUUGGGAAGCUGGUCUCGGGCCCAUGGCUGCCUCCCCGGCAGACAUGUCCCGCCGGAGACGGGAGAAGCGGCGGCAGCUGGACGCGCGCCGCAGCAAGUGUCGUAUCCGCCUGGGCAGCCACAUGGAGCAGUGGUGCCUCCUCAAGGAGCAGCUGGGCUUCUCCCUGCACUCUCAACUCGCCAAGUUCCUGCUGGAUCGGUACACUUCUUCAGGCUGUGUGCUCUGUGCAGGUCCUAAGCCUUUGCCCCUCAAGGGUCUGCAAUAUCUGGUGCUCCUAUCUCAUACCCACAGCCAAGAGUGCAGCCUGGUGCCCGGGCUGCGGGGGCCCGGGGGCAGAGAUGGUGGGCUUGUGUGGGAGUGCUCAGCAGGCCACACCUUCUCUUGGAGCCCCUCUUCAGGCCCCACACCUCCAGCAGCGUCCAAGCCAGCCCUCCUUCCAAGUACUUCCCAGAAAAGCUGGUGCCCAGAGGCCAGGGGUGGGCAGGAGCCUACAGGUUUGGAAUCUGCGCAUGAGGAGAGGACUCAGGAGGCGAGGUUGCCCAGAGGAAUGGGACACCCACCGGAGUCCUUCCUGCCCCUAGGAGAAGACGAGGGAAAGGUUGAAAGUGAGAGUGAAGAGGAGAUGCUUAGUGAUGUCAGCCCAUGGACCUACAGCUCAUCCUCAGACAACUUUGAACCAGAUGUCCCCAGACCACCCCCUUUCCCUGUCACCUAUGCACUUAAGGAGGGAGAGACACCUCUGCCCCUGGCAGCUGCCUCCACUUCUGUUGCUGUGCCACACUCAUCAGCAUCCUCAUUGGGUUCUGGAGCUCCUCUGUCUGUUGAAGGUGGGGUACAGCCGGAGCUCAAUCAGAUCCCUCAAGCAGUCCAGCAAAGUGAACCCCUAGCCAGCCCUGGGAAUCAGGUCCAGUCUGCUCUGGCUGUAGCCUGGGAUGAGGACAGUGUACAGAUUGGCCCCAAGAGGAUUAGGAAAGCUGCGAAAAAGGAGCUGCUGCCUUGUGACUUCCCUGGCUGUGGAAGGAUCUUUUCCAACAGGCAAUAUUUGAAUCACCACAAGAAGUACCAGCAUAUCCACCAGAAGUCAUUUUCCUGCCCAGAGCCAGCCUGUGGAAAGUCCUUCAACUUCAAGAAACACCUGAAAGAGCAUGUGAAGCUGCAUAGUGACACCCGGGACUACAUCUGUGAAUUCUGCGCCCGGUCUUUCCGCACCAGCAGCAACCUGGUCAUCCACCGGCGCAUCCACACUGGAGAGAAACCCCUGCAGUGUGAGAUCUGCGGGUUCACCUGCCGCCAGAAAGCCUCCCUGAACUGGCACCAGCGCAAGCAUGCAGAGACAGCAACCACCCUGCGCUUCCUUUGUGAGGUCUGCGGCAAGGGCUUUGAGAAGCCAGACAGCGUUACAGCUCACUUCAGCAAAAGCCACCCGGCCCUACUCCUGGCUCCAUCAGAGCAACUCAGCCCAGUGGAGUCUUGUUCCAGCAUCUCUGCCCCUGUGUUCUUGGGGUCCAGUGAUGGGUGCAGGCCUUCUUGGGUUUCUCAGGCCCUGACCCUGCUUCCUAAACAGUGACCACAGGGACUGAAGAGGAGGAAGGCCAGCUGCCUGGUCCCUGGGAACUAGGGUGAUAGGGAGUGCAGGGCACAGGCAAAACUGGACUCCAGGACAGCAAGGCUAUAGUCUUCCUACAGGACAGAAUAAACCCAGUAUUUUACAUGGACAUGUGUAGGCAAAGAGUGUUUUUUGUACCUGAGGUGCAGGAAUCCUGAUUCCUUUGUAGGCACUCUGCUAGAUGUGCAGCACAGGUACAAGCCCUGUUCCUUUAUUCAGGCCUCCACCUCAAGGACCCGGCUGUCCCAAUUCUUUUGGGCGCUUUGCAGCCCUUUUCUAUGGAGUGUCACACCUACUCACUGGAGCAGGGCAGGCUGUGACAGCAGGGAGAGUACUGAGUCAUUCUGGAGGUAUGGAUGAGCAGGCAUAAAGGUAUGUGACCCUGUUGUCCAUGUUGUCCUGUCCAUUAACCAGGAGAAGCAAAUGUACAGGCCCAAAGAAUCUUGCCUUCUAGUGCAAAAUCCAGGGUGCUGUGUAUAUGCAACAUUGCUGAGCUGCCUUGGGAAUGAUAAGACCAAGGGACUUGAAAUGGACCUGACUCACAGGCUGGCCUUUCUCCUCAAGUUUGCAGAGAACAUGGCUGCAGGUUUGAUAAAGGAGGCUCUUGGCAUCCUGAACCCAGAUACAUAACUCUUUUAUUUCACCAGCCACAGUGGAAAACUGCUGGCCCAGGAAAUUUCCACCCUGCCCUGUUGCCUCUGGAACUCAGAGCUUAAUUCAGGUAUUCCACAUGGCAGUGCCAGACUUUGGGGACCUAUGUGGUCUUAGCCUAGGUCCCCAGGCUAAUGUCCCCCACCUGUCUGGAGAAUACUCUCCUAAGAGGCACCAGAUACCAUCAGGUCUGGCACCUGGGACAGGUGGGCAGCCAUGCUAAAGGUUCCUACCCACCUUCAUGAGGGUGAGCCUUCUCCAAGGCAGCAGGCUGGGUACUUCUGGCAUACAGAGGUCCUUCAAUGAAACUAACUUCCCUCUUUCUGCCUGCAAAUUUCCAAUCUGUCAUAAGACCAAGGAGGAAGCAGCAAAAAGGCCAAGUGGAAUCACCAGGCAGGAAGGGCAGGUGGGUUGUGACCAUGGCCACAUCUGUGACCAUUACUAGAAGAGGCAGGACAUCAAAAGUAUCCAGGCAGAAGAAGUAGAGGGGAUUCAGGUUGGAAAAAGAAAAUCUAAGUGGGAAGACUGGAAAGAAAGACCUGAGAGCACAGCAGUUGUGGGACAACUCAAUUCCCAGGCUCUCCCAAGCAUGGAGAUCUGGGGCCUUGUCUUGACUCCGCACCUACUCUCCUGAGGAACAGAUGGACUAAGGACAGAAAAAACAUUGACAAGGAAGUAGGUGUAGGGACACGGCAGGAGGCUAGGUGCAGGUUACCACAGGAUACGGGUAAAAGCGACAGGCCGUGCUUUCUUUGCACAGACCCACCUUGUGUGUUGGCGCACCGUUCCAGUGACACUAUGUUGGGCUUGCCUAGCCCACUCCAGGGAAGCCUCUCAGCAAGUCUCCCUCAGCUGAGACACAAGAAGUCCCUCCCUGCCUUUGCUGUCCUACCUGCCCAGCAAAGAUGAGGGUGAUGGCUAUGGUGCCUUGAGUGGCGGUGGUGGAUGUUUAUGGGCCCAUUGGUGUGACAGCCAGCAUCUGUGGCUGAAGCAUUUACUACACUCAGCAUAUUGUGCCAGCCACUCACCCAAUUAUGUCAUGCGGUGCAGCGCCAGCAUGGGGCCCAAGCUAAAGGCCUUGCCGCACUGGUGGCACUUGGGGGGCUUGUGGCUGGUGUGGUCGCGCCCCUGCACAAUGAAGUUGGAUAUGUACCCUAAGUGCUUGCCACACAACUCACAGCGGCAGGGCUUUUCUCCCUUGUGCUGGUGCUUGGUGAGGUCCGAGCCAUCACUGAAGUGGAGGCUGUAUUUGGGACAUGGGAAAGGCCUCUCACCAGUAUAGAUACAUACACUGGUGCACCACCAAGUCAGUGCCAGCCAAAGCCCUUGCCGCACAUGACGCAGGUGUGCAGCCAUGCACCCUGGUGGUUGUGCCUGUGGCGCAACAGCAUAGAGCUCUGGCUGAAGCAGCACCCACAGUCACUGCACAUGUAGGGAUUCUAGCUGGUGUAGGUGCAUUGGUGGCACUCUUCAAGAAGCCCUGCUGCACUCAGGGCACCUGAAGGGCUUCUCGCCUGAGUGCCUUAGUAGGUGUUAGUAUGGAGUGCUUGCGAAGCUCUAGCCAUAGGCACAUGUGUGUCCAGAGAGCGUGGCUAUUGGGGAGUGAGGGUCACUGGGGCUUCCAGCCCUGUGGAUGUGUGGCUGUGCAGCCCUGCGUCGCUACAGAAGGCCCACCGGCACUGUGGGCAGCAUAGGGGAGGAAUGGCUGGCACGUCCCACAGGUGCACCAGCGCCUGGUGGAAGGUGCAGACACACAGCAGAUAGCGAUGCCUGCCUGCAGCAUGGGUGCAAAGACAGUUCUUUGGUGUGGGAAGUGGCGACCGCAGCUACAGGGGAAAGAAAGGUGGUGCCACCAAUACACACCCUGAUGCUGCUGUGGUGGAAGCUCUGGCCACACUCUGCGCAAUGUAGGCACCAGCAUGGGCAUGUCAGUGUGCACACAACUUCGGGGCCAGGGCAUAGCACUCACCACAGUCCAGGCAGCUGAAGCAGCAAUUGCCACUCUGGGCACACUGGUGCCUCAGCAGCACCAAACUGUACCAGAAGCUCUUGCCACACUCACUGCAAGCCUAAAGCCUGCCCACCACUGCUUCUGGUGCAGCGAACAUGGUGAGGUUCUGGUCAGCAGGGGAAGCUUG
Molossus molossus (Pallas's mastiff bat) is the source of this 4508-nucleotide messenger RNA. RefSeq names its product zinc finger protein 692 (gene ZNF692). The coding region runs from base 136 to 1680 and encodes 514 amino acids. Gene Ontology annotation, molecular function: chromatin insulator sequence binding. The record is from RefSeq and is a predicted model, not a curated record. The transcript has 12 exons. Lineage: Eukaryota; Metazoa; Chordata; Mammalia; Chiroptera; Molossidae. Gene Ontology annotation, cellular component: kinetochore; chromosome. Gene Ontology annotation, biological process: regulation of transcription by RNA polymerase II.